CUACUAUAGGGGGUUUCGGUUAAGCUUUUAAAUCAGUCUUCAAGAUACUGCCGAAGUAUCAAGAUCUUUGUUACCCCACGGAUAUUAUUUUUAAGAUACGGGCUAUUUUUAAAGUGAGAUACAUUCAGUUUUAAUACGAUGACGUGGCCUAGACUGGUUUUUGGUGUUUUACUCACGACCUUAAUAACGCGUUCUUAUUGUUUUACUACCGAAAUCAAACGUAACUCUCUCAGUUAUGAAGAAGCCCGAAAUGCAGUUAUGGAUGCUGAAGAUCUUCUUUCGACUGGAGGCAAUAUAGUCUUGUCAAAAAAAGAAGAAGCUGUCAAUAGGAUAUUCAUGAAAUACAAAAUGGCCGAAUUAGCGGUUGGAUAUGAAGGCGGUGAUGAAAAUUAUGCUCCUGGAAUGCAUUUCUUUAAGGGAAAAAAAAUAAUUGAUAAUAGCAAGGUUUUUAAAUUCUUAAAGAAAAUGCCUAAGGGUGCUCUGCUGCACGCUCACAAUAGUGCUCAGGUGUCUUCGGAAUGGGUUAUCAAAAAUCUAACUUAUACACCAGGACUUUUGACUUGUGUAAAUCAAGAUGGAGUAACGGUUCUUUCAUUUCGAAAAAGCGAGAAACACAACUGCAACUCUCGGUACUCAACUGUUAAUUUGAAAAGGCGGAAAUCCGAGGGUAGAAAAUUCUUUGACAGGCAAUUGGAAAAGUCAAUCAAUUUGUAUACUCCAGUUCCAGAGCUGGAAUAUAUGAGCUUGAAUAAAGUAUGGACAAGAUUUCAAAAUAUUUUCUCAACAAUUUCGGACGUUUUGAAGUAUCUUCCAGCUUUUCGUACUUUCCACUGGCGUAUGUUGGAGGAAUUGUAUGAAGAUGGUAUCAUGUACUUGGAGGUUAGAAUGGAAUUUAAAAAGCUGUAUGAUGAAGAAGGCAAAGAAUAUCCUCCGGAAUUUGCUGCGAUGGAGCUAAUGUCACUUGUCAAAAGAUUCCGGGCUCUCCAUCCUGAUUUUCUUGGGCUUAAGGUUAUCUACUCUACUAACAGAAAAAUCGAGCUGAGAGGUGUGUCAAAUAAGUUGGAGGCGUUCAAAAAGUUCCACAAAGAAGAUCCAAAUUUCGUUAUUGGUUUUGACUUAGUUGGACAGGAAGACUUGGGAAAUUCACUGUAUAACCUCAUUGAUGAACUGAAAGCUCUUCCAGAUUCUGCUAAAUACUUCUUCCAUGCUGGCGAAACUAAUUGGUAUGGCGCUGCUUCCGACUACAAUUUACUUGAUGCAAUUCUUUUGAAUUCAACCCGUAUUGGACAUGGAUAUGCCCUACUCAAACAUCCUGUCCUAUGGAAUGCUGUCAAAAAACGUGAUAUUGCCCUGGAAAUAAGUCCAAUAUCAAAUCAAGUUUUGAAUUUGGUUUGGGAUCUAAGGAAUCAUCCCGCAGCGUUUUUCAUUUCGGAAAAUGUUCCCAUUGUUAUAACAAAUGAUGAUCCUGGUUUUUGGAAUGCCAAAGGAUUAAGUUAUGACUUUUAUUAUGCCAUAAUGAGUUUUGCACCAAAUUAUGCAGGAUUGAAAACUCUCAAGCAGUUGGUGUGGAAUUCGAUUAAGUAUUCUGUUUUGAAUGAGUCAGAGAGAGAAGAAGCUUAUGACACAUUGGAGCGGAAGUGGGAUAUGUUUUUAGACAGGAUAAUUGCUGAUGAAAUUCAAAAUUCAUUGAAAGAAUAAACACGACUGAUAAAUAUUUA
Messenger RNA from Eupeodes corollae, 1718 nucleotides. RefSeq names its product adenosine deaminase 2 (gene Adgf-C). The record is from RefSeq and is a predicted model, not a curated record. The transcript has 8 exons. Gene Ontology annotation, molecular function: adenosine deaminase activity. Gene Ontology annotation, biological process: adenosine catabolic process; inosine biosynthetic process. Lineage: Eukaryota; Metazoa; Arthropoda; Insecta; Diptera; Syrphidae. Bases 139 to 1698 code for a protein of 519 amino acids.